UUUCUCACUGCCUUUGCUUGGGAAUGUCAUUUCGGAGAUAAACGGGAGCGGGAAUAUCCUAUAGAGGAGCGUUGCUUUAGUAAGCCAGACGUUUCAAUUUUGCGUCCUUUGCGAUAGUAGAACAUCAGCAUUGGGAAAUAUGCGCCUGUCCACACGAAACCGCCACGAGUAAACGGUUCCUACGGAAACCUGGGGUUUAGUUACCCUGCUGAAGGGAAUAGAGAACUUUUCCCUCUUUAUAUGAGGUUUUGGAUUAUUUAGACGGGAAAAAGAAUCAUGGUCCGACAAACGCUGGAUACAAUUUGGGAUUUUUAAGGUCACAGAGCGUUUAGAGCAGCAUCGGUAUUUUAGGAGGACUAAGCAGAAUACAGUCAUUUGGAGGGAACAUAUGACAGCACGAACAGCACACUUUAACGCACGCGGACUCUCUAUCAGAAACAGAAACAUGUAUAUCUAUAUCUACGGCUUUCUGCUCUUUUUAGAUGAGCUUGUGUUCUCCAUGUCGGGCUCUUCCUCUCUCUCUGAGUCUGGGCACCAAGACUCAAUGGACUGUUUAAGAGCCACCGAGAAUUGUAACCAGGACCAAAAGUGCAGCCAUCGCUUCAGGAUCAUGAGGCAGUGUCUGGCAGGCAAGGACAGGAACACCAUGUUGACCAAUAAGGAUUGCCAGGUAGCCCAGGAAGUGUUGAAGGAGAUGGCUCUGUUCGACUGCCGCUGCAAGAGGGGAAUGAAGAAAGAAAUGCAGUGUCUGCAGAGUUACUGGAGCAUCAACAAAGGCCAGACUGAAGGUGAGGACUUUUAUGAGCCAUCUCCUUACGAACCCAUGACGCCUCACCGACAUUCAGAUGCAUUUCGCCUGGCAUCAAUCAUCUCAGGCAUACAGUCUGGCACAAGUAAAGGCCAGCCACACUGCUCAGAUCCUAGCCGCCCAUGCAACCCCUGUCUGGACGCCACCAAAGCCUGCAACCUGAAUGAAAACUGCAAGCGUCAGCGUUCCAACUACAUUUCCACCUGCACCCGUGUGCAGACACAGGGCCAGCAACCCUCACAGCCUCAGUCGCAGGACAGCUGCAACAGAAAGCGCUGCCAUAAGGCCUUGCGUCUGUUCUUUGAGCGUGUUGACACACAAUACAGCUACGGGUUGCUCUUCUGCUCCUGUAAGGACCAGGCCUGUGCUGAGAGGAGGAGACAGACCAUUGUACCCUCCUGUUCCUAUCAGGACAAGACCAAACCCAACUGUCUUCAGCUGCGCAACACCUGCCGCCUGGAUGUGCAGUGCAGGUCACGACUGGCUGAUUUCCACACAAACUGUCAGAUGACCCCUCACUCCAUCAGCAGCUGCCUCAACGAUGACUAUCAGGCCUGCCUUACAUCUUACACCAGACUCAUUGGUACAGAUAUGACUUCUAACUACAUGGACUCAGGUCACUCAAACUUCACCAUCUCCCCCUGGUGUACCUGUAGAGGCAGCGGGAAUCAGGAGGAAGAGUGUGAGAAAUUUCUGCAGGACUUCAGAGAAAACAACUGUCUCCGGUUGUAUGUAGCGGUGCAAGGCUACACAUCAGUGUCUUCCUGUGCGUUUCUGUGUAAACAAUCAGGACAAGUGUGA
Molecule: messenger RNA, 1609 nt
Organism: Sinocyclocheilus rhinocerous
Lineage: Eukaryota; Metazoa; Chordata; Actinopteri; Cypriniformes; Cyprinidae
Product: GDNF family receptor alpha-2-like
Exons: 7
Coding region: 389-1609 (406 amino acids)
Biological process (GO): nervous system development
Cellular component (GO): external side of plasma membrane; signaling receptor complex
Molecular function (GO): signaling receptor activity
Source: RefSeq, a predicted model, not a curated record